AUGACCGAAGGUUCUCACGAGAAUAUGUUGCGGAGGGCUCAGGUUUGCAGGACCUGUACUAGGAGCGAUGAACUUUUUGUCGACCAGUCAAGUCCACGAAAGCCGUAUCUUUCUUUCACGAUAGGGCCGUAUCCAUUGGGUCGGCUCAUCAUCAAAAUAUGGUCUCACGACCAAGGCCAGUGCGACAUCCAGUACGAAGCCGAUCAACCAUAUGCGAACUCGCAUACAUGGUUUGCCCUCGGCCUCCUUCCGAAAAGUCCCGAUUGCUUGAGCCCUCCAGAAGAGCCGUAUCUAUGCGAAAUUCAGAGGAACGUUCGUGCGUCCACUGAGACAAAGUGCCACACCCUUGAGUGGAGGCUUAAUGCACCAUUUGAGGAGGAUGAAACCAAUGAAAGCGAAGUUCAAGGGUGGCUGGAGUCGAUCUCGAGUGGUCCCUGUGUAGAGGUCGGUGUGUUCCCUCUUGCAAGAUACCCAGGCUGGGUGAACCACGUGUACCAGGUCAAGGUCGAAUUAUACGACGAUACCAACAUGACACUGUUACAAGGAAAGGUUUUGGCCUCCAAUCAAGCUGCCUCACCAAUGGUUGAUAAGGCACAUUCAGGUACAGAGUCACCGUACUUCCUCACUAGGCAGAGAGACGGAGCACAAAGAAUCUUGGAUCAGACGCGCACCAAUGAUCCAACUACCGGAAUGGAAUGGACCCAGCUAGCCAUAAGCCUGACCGAGCGCUGGGCGAAUACAUGUUCGAUUGAGGCACUAUCUGGAGCCAUCGACGCUGCCCAGAAGGCCAUCAAAGCGAUGCUCGGUGAUCACCGGAACCUCGCUAUUGGCUUGAACAACCUUGGAUUCUUGCUUGGCAUACGAUACUGUGGCACAAAAUCAAUGGACGACUUAACAAAAGCAAUCGAAGUAGGUGAAACGGUGAUCAAGGUCACAUCUGAUGAUGACCCAGAUCUUAUCCAAUACUUGCAAACGCUUGCGUCCAGACUACGUAGCCGAUACGAACACACAAGAGUCCCUGAGGAUCUGACGAGAGCGACCGACGUGUACCGGAAGGCCGUCGAAGUCGCUUCAGAUGAUCAUCCAAAGCUCGCUAGCCUCUUCAAUAAACUUGGAAACUGUCUAGGGACCGUAUACUGCAGAACGGGGCGCAUAAACGACCUAACGGCUGCGAUUGAAGUGUUUGACAGAAUGGUCGAAGUGGUCCCUCGGCACCCCAAACUCCCUUGUUAUUUAAGCAACCUUGGUGUUUGGCUUUGUGCCCGCUUUGAGGCUACUGGUUCUAUGGAAGACCUGGAAAGGGCUAUCGAAGUGAACCAAAGAGCUGUCGAAAUCACACCUGAUGCUGAUAAAGCAGACCUUGCACUUUUCUUGAGCAACCUGGGAGUUUGUCUAGGCUAUCGGUCUGAACGGAAAGGUUCAACGGAUGACCUAGAUACGGCAAUUGAAUUAUCAGAACGAGCUGUUGCAAUAAUUCCUGAUGAUGAUGCAAACAUCGCUGCUAUUCAUAACAAUUUUGCAAAGGCUCUCCUCCGCACGUCCGACCAAGGCUGUGUGACGAGAGACAGUGUCACAAGAGCCGUGCAGGUUGCUCAAACGGCCGUCGAAGUAAAUGGCGACAAGCAAUUGUAUCUUCCUCUGUAUUUGUGCACUCUCGGUGAAACGCUUAGACAGCGGUAUGAGGCGACUGGGUCCGUAGAUGACCUGACAAGAGCAAUCGAAGCAAUCCAGAAAUCAGUUGAAGCCACACCUACUGGCCAUGCAGAACUUCCCAUAUAUCUCGGCAAUCUUGCCAGUUCUUUGGCUAAACGACACGAGGUUUUCGGGUUAGCGGAUGACCUUUCCAGAGGCCUGGAGGCUGCUGAGAAGUGCGUUGAAGCAACACCUCGUGAUCAUAUAUCCUUUGCAGGAAGGCUGACCCAGCUUGGUACCCACCUACGUAAACUUUAUGAGCGCACAGGGGAAAUGGAUGAUCUAACGAGAGCAAUUAGCCUGUCUCAGCAAGCCGUUGAGAUGUCUGAUCCUUUUGGCCUCGCCUUGUGUCUAAGUAAUCUCGGCGAUUUACUAAGCGACCGGUAUGAUCGGACAAGGUUGCUAGAUGAUCUAGACCGCGCUACUCAAGCGGCCCGAAAGGCUGUUGAAGCGGCACGAGAUGACAGGCAUCUUGCCGGUUAUUUGAUGACUCUUGGGAGAAGGAUGACUGACCGAUACGACCGAACAAGAGCGAUGGACGACCUGACGAGAGCAAUUCAAGCGGCUGAGAAAGCCCUAGAAGUAAUGCGUCAUGAUCAUAUAAGCCGCGCUGCAUAUUUCAAGAGACUUGGAUUCAUGCGAGGUCGCCGGUAUGUACGGACACAAGCAAAAACAGACCAGGAUGCUCAGCUCUCAGCGUAUGUUCAAGGUUGGAGUUGUUUAACGUCUUCGCCAUAUGAUCGCAUCGCCGCAGCUGUGUGCGCUGCCGAUAUCGAUGAAAUGAGGGCAGACUGGGACAAGUCAUACAGCUUGUUGCGGGAGGCAGUCCUCCUCUUGCCGAAGCUCAGCCCACGGUCUCUGAGACAGUCUGACAUGCAGAACAAGCUCAGUCCCACUCUUGGCUUGGCUACAUAUGCCGCUACGACAGCUAUCAAUGCUGGAAAGCCCGUGGCAGAGGCUUUAUCCAUUAUCGAACUCGGCCGUGGAGUCAUCGCUGGUCUCCUCAUAGAUACCCGUGGCGAUCUUUCAGGUCUAAGGGGGCCACACCCAUCACUAGCUCAAAGAUUUGACGAACUUCGAAAAGAGCUGGACUCUCCCUCGCAAGAUAGCGGUUCGACGCGACAACACUGGGCUAGUCGUGAGUUCGAUGAAGUCAUCGAACAGAUCCGCGCCCAGGACGGAUUUCGCAACUUUCUUCAACCACCCUCAGCUGAGACUCUUAUGGCAGCAGCUGAGUCAGGCCCAAUUAUUGUAAUCAAUCUCUGUAACUACAGAUGCGAUGCGAUUCUUGUAGAGCGGCACGAGGUCCGGCUCUUGGAACUCCCUGGCUUAAAGGUCCAAGACAUCGAGAAGCAUGUCGAAAACAUCAGCGUUUCCAAACAUCAACCUUGGCAACUCCUUGAAUGGCUCUGGACCACUAUUUGCCAGCCUUGUCUCGACGCACUGGGGUUCACAGAACCCGUGGGUAAGGGCGAUAGUGAGUGGCCGCAUGUCUGGUGGGUUCCUACAGGUCUUCUAAGCCAGCUACCUCUUCAUGCUGCGGGUAUCUACACCCCAGGGUCCAAGGAGACGGUUCUUGAUAGAGUGGUGUCAUCAUAUGCCGCGUCCAUCAAGGCGUUGCAACAUGGGCGUCAGAGACGAGUGGGAAUGAUGCAUGAGCACGGACAACAGAGCGACGCGAUUCUCGUCGCCAUGGAACAAACUCAAGGGCAAAUGUCGCUUCCAAACGCGAGGACAGAGACCGAUAAAGUCGAAGCCCUAUGUCCAUUACUCAACUUGAACGCCUCAACACCUCCUCGGCGUAAAGCUGAUAUCCUGGAACAUAUCAAAAGAUGCAAGAUUCUUCAUUUUGCAGGACAUGGAGAGUCCAGGAGAGAUCCUUCUCAAAGCUGCCUUCUCUUGGAGGACUGGAAAACAGAUCCCUUGACCGUCGACGACCUUCGUGAGAGCUGGCUCCAGGAAAAACAAGCCUUCCUCGCCUACUUAUCAGCCUGCUCCACUGGAAGCAACCAAGGAAAGGGUCUUGCAGAUGAGGCGAUCCACCUCGUCAGUGCCUUUCAGCUAGCUGGCUUCCGGCAUGUUGUUGGGACUCUAUGGGAAGUAUCGGACCCACAUUGUGUCGAUGUGGCCACCGUGCUAUACCAGACUCUAUGUGACGAAGGCAUGACGGACGAAGCUGUCAGCCUCGGUCUCCAUCGGGCAGUCCGGAAGCUACGUGAUGAUUGUUUCCUGGAGGGACGUAAUAGGGAUAUUGUUCUCGUAGGAGAAGACGAAGAGCAAACCCCGGGAUCGAGUGUCAACACGUUUUGGAUCCCAUACAUUCAUUUUGGUGCCUAG
Molecule: messenger RNA, 4029 nt
Organism: Fusarium coffeatum
Lineage: Eukaryota; Fungi; Ascomycota; Sordariomycetes; Hypocreales; Nectriaceae
Exons: 2
Coding region: 1-4029 (1342 amino acids)
Molecular function (GO): protein binding
Source: RefSeq, a predicted model, not a curated record